Molecule: messenger RNA, 2664 nt
Organism: Hibiscus syriacus
Lineage: Eukaryota; Viridiplantae; Streptophyta; Magnoliopsida; Malvales; Malvaceae
Product: probable protein S-acyltransferase 22
Exons: 9
Coding region: 497-2368 (623 amino acids)
Biological process (GO): peptidyl-L-cysteine S-palmitoylation; protein targeting to membrane
Cellular component (GO): endoplasmic reticulum; Golgi apparatus
Molecular function (GO): protein-cysteine S-palmitoyltransferase activity
Source: RefSeq, a predicted model, not a curated record
AAGUAAAAGUUGAGUUGGACUUGGAAGGGUAAUUUAUAUGCAAAGGAAAGAUAACCAGAUACACUCUUUGUUUCUGUUUACAUUUGUGGGUUUGGGAAUACACAGAUCUUUAGCCAAAGUAAAAUAAUUUACAAACGAAACUAAGAAACCCCAAAAACUCAGACUAGCCCUCACUUUUUUUUCUUCCAUUUUUUCUCUUUCCUUGCAUGAUGCAGUGUUAUGAUUGAGUGAAACUACACAAAGAUUUUUUUUUACCUUGCUGUUCAUACCUUUCUUCAUCGAGUCCUUGUUCUUCAUUUUUUACUCUUUCCAUUUUGGUUUUCUGAUUAGACCCGUGAAAAAAAUGGGUAAUGGUGCCUGGGAAAUGAGGGGAAGUGUGAGAAAAUAAGCUCAGGCAAAACACCAGAUUUUUUUUGUUUUUCUUGUUUCCUACUCUUUUUCUCUUCUUUGUUUUAGUUUUACCUUUGUUUCUGGGGCUGCAACAUUUUAAGAGGAAAUGAGGAAGCAUGGAUGGCAUCUUCCUUCUCAUCCACUUCAGGUGGUGGCUGUUGCCGUGUUCUUGGCACUUGGAUUUGCUUUCUAUGUGUUCUUUGCUCCCUUUGUUGGGAAGAAAAUGUUUCAAUAUAUUGUGAUGGGAAUCUAUACACCUCUUAUUACUUGUUGCUUUGGCCUAUAUAUUUGGUGUGCGGCAGCGGAUCCUGCAGAUCCUGGCGUGUUCAAGUCUAAAAAGUAUCUUAAAAUUCCCGAGAAUGGGAAGUAUUCUGGACCAAAGGACUCUAAAUUCGGUGGAGAUUCAGCCACAACCUUUCGUGAUGAUAAUGAUACUUCAGUUGGAGGAAAAACUGUGGAGAAGGAUGCAGCGGUGAAAGAUGAAACCUUGAAAGAUACCAGUGUUGAAAUCGAGGGAAAUGAUGGUUUGCCGAAGCAAUCAUCUUGUUUGCUAUGGAUUUUCUCUCCUUGUGCUGUUAUCUGCGGAUGUACUGGCUCACAUGAAGAAUCUUCCGAGCAACAGAUGAGUGAAGAUGGCAUGUUUUAUUGCAGUUUGUGUGAAGUUGAGGUUUUCAAAUAUAGUAAGCACUGCAGAGUCUGCGACAAAUGUGUUGACCGUUUUGAUCAUCACUGCAGGUGGCUAAACAAUUGCAUAGGCAAAAGGAACUACAGACAAUUUUUCACUCUCAUGGUUUCUGCUCUUCUAUUGCUUAUUCUACAAUGGUCGACUGGAAUCCUUGUACUUAUCUGCUGUUUCAUUGAGCGGAAGCAGUUUUCUGCUGAUAUUUCAGCGAAGUUAGGAAGCAGUUUCUCUGUGGUUCCAUUUGUUAUUGUGGUUGCAUUGUGCACUAUCUUGGCUAUGAUGGCGACAUUACCACUUGCACAGCUUUUCUUCUUUCACAUUCUACUCAUAAAAAAGGGAAUCAGUACAUAUGAUUACAUAAUAGCUUUACGGGAGCAAGAACAAGAGCAACAAGGUGUUGGUGGUCAGCAGAGUCCGCAGAUGUCCCCUGCCAGCUCACUUACUGGAUUAAGCAGUGCUAGUUCGUUUUCCACUUUUCACCGGGGUGCAUGGUGUACACCCCCACGAUUGUUCCUCGAAGAUCAGUUUGAUGUUGUUCCUCCCGAUACUGGAUCUGUGAGUUCGUAUGGGAAAAAAAUGGUUGGGGAGGAGCCAAUUAAGAAGAACCCUGCUGCAGUUAGGAUCAGUCCAUGGACAUUGGCACGGUUAAAUGCAGAAGAUGUUUCAAAAGCCGCUGCUGAAGCAAGGAAAAAGUCCAAAAUCCUGCAGCCUGUGGUGAGACGUGAAGCCCCAUUCGUGCUUGAAGCGGAUAGUAGCUUUGGCAGCAGUGGUCAUCGAAUGUUCCCGAGAUCUGAUGGCAACAGAAGACGAGCAUCUAAACGGGUACGUCUCCCCGCUGACCUACCCAUGGAGCCCGUAAUGAACAUUCCAGCCCAACCUGCUGAUAAAGGUUUCAAAGACACAUCAAGUAGUUUGGCACCACUUCAACUGGAAGCUCGGAGUGCUUUCCAAACAAGCCGAGCAAUGUCAAGCACUGUUGGGAUUGUUGCCUCGUCUCCAGAGAGCAGUUUAGAUUCUCCAGACAUUCAUCCAUUUCCGGUUUCCUCAUCUGGAGGUGAAGAAGCAAGACAGCUGAGAGGUUUGCCAGCUUUCAAUAUGGCUGCUCAGAAGGGAUUCCCAUUAUCGAGAUCUGCUAGUGAUGGAUAUGAAGCAUCUGGUGGGGAAGACAGCGAUCGAGUUCCUUCGAGAAUUAUCCAGAAACUAACAAACUGGAGUAAUAUUCUCCUUUCUGACCAUGAUGAGAGGGUUGUUAAAGCACCGUCAUCAUCCGGCCAGCUUAACAACAGAAUGCCAUGACUCAUUGUGAAUUAGGGUCGAGAAAGUUUCAUUCUUUAAUUUACGGUCCUAAGAAGUUCAAGUACGGAGUGGACUGUUGUUGAAUUCAUUUAAAAUACUCAUGUCAGGCACAACUGGAAGAGAUGCUGGCAGCUGUAGCGACAGAGAAGGAAAGGCUUUUUUUUUUGUAUGUAUUAGGUACAAGACUACGUUGUUGUAGUUGUCGGUUUUGGUGAAAGUGAUUCCUCCAUUGACGUUUGUUGAAAAUUCCCUCAAUUUCUGAAAAAACAAGGGUGAGAAUUUUUAUAGGUAGUUUG